CUAUCACAAUCAAACCACCAAUCUACUUAGUUUUUCUUAUCCAGCAAAGCUUCAAAUAUGUGUUUUGUGAAUAUCUUUGAUAAUUAACUAUUAUACAUAUGGAAUCUAAAUUGUCGCCAGAUAAAGAGAAAAAGGAAAAUGCGCGAGAGCCAAUAAACGAAUACCAAUGGGACGACUUACGAAGAGAUCGUGAAUUGGGACAUUACCCCUGGACACAUCUUCUGAAGCCGCCAUUAGAAGGCAAAAUUACUGCAGAGGAUAUCAUAAGAGAAACAACACCACGAAGAAGUAUGUCUCGUGAAUUCUCACGUUCUCGAACCCAUUCGCCUGUUGAUGGAGGUGGACAAAAGAUUCUAAACCUUGACUCUUCGCCUGGAAGCAGCCGUAAACACGGUGACGAAGGGGAAGAUGAAGGCGUGCACAUACCAAACUUUUCAAAAGAAGUAUCUUUAGAUUCUGAGGAUGAUGCUGUCAAUCAAGCAAUGGCUGCUUUCAUAUAUAGACAGUCAGAAAGUCCAUCAAAUUCACAUUUAGAAGCACCAAUAAGUACGCCUAAAAAUGUUUCCCCAAAGGGAAUUCUAAAACGACGAGUACCAGAUGCUUAUAUUGGGGUCACAGAAACCAGAGAAAAAACAAAAUGUUGUCAUCCCUUAGUAAAUAAAAUCAAACAUUUAGCUGACAAAACUCUAAACAAACUUGAGAAGAAUGAAGGCGAAAAGUCUCCAUUACCUAAGCGUAAAAAACACAAAGAAGGACAGGAAAUAAGACAGCUAAAAUCUUCUCCGGGAGCAGUGCGUAGACAAAAAUUUAGCGCAAUUAAACUUGGCGAUUCAGACGAAAUGAGUAAAACAAUGAGUGUAGAUACCCCUCCUCCAAGAAAAAAGAAAGAACAUAUUUACGAGGACAUAGAAGAAUCAAAAAGUCAAGAUCGAGACAAAUCCCUUCAAUUUUCUCCUGAUAUAGAAACAGAACGUAAAAAUAGCAAUAAACAAAAUGAGAGCUUUUUAGAAAGAAAAUCAUUAGCUUCACAAGACCCUAGUUUAGUAAUAGAAGAUGAAGCUUCCUUGAAAUCUGAUGAACAUGUAAUGGAAAAACUGCAUCAAAUAAGAGAUUCAAAUAAAGAAGCUGUAAUUUUAGACGAAGAAAUGGAUCCAGACGAGCCCAAUGUCGAUGAAAUAUUUCAAACUCAGUUAGAAGAGACAAGACCAAAGAACGAUUCUCCCAACAUCACGAUAACAGAAAUUUUUGACGAUGAUAUAUUAGAAACAAGCCAUGAACAAGCUCCAGUGCCCAUUGAAGCUUCUCCUACUCCGAGCUCGCAAAUAAAGUUGGAUAAAAAAAAUGGCGUUGAAAUUUUUGAGAAGGAAUGGUCUAAAACCUCCAGUGAUCACGAAUAUGAAAUCAUCGAAAAACCGCCUCCGAAUAUUGUCUAUAUGCCACCCGAUGCUGAAACGAAGCCUUCUUUGGUGAAAACUGAUGAUGAAUUAUCUAGUACUACAUCUUUGGAACGUAAAUAUUUACAACACGAAGAAGAACAACACGAUUAUAAGGAAAAUGAAGGCAUUUUAAACGCUGAAUUACUUCAAAAGGAUAUAGAAGAGAGAUACUUUGUUAAUACGCCGUCCACUAUGUCACGAACUGAAUGUGAAAUUAGUACAAGUCAAGUAGAUUCUUCCGCUCUAGAAAAUUUACCAUUAAAACGUGACAGCCGUCAAAAUGCUGAAGGGAUUGACGUAAAAAUACAACAACGUAUCAAGGAAGGCGCUGGAAAAUUAAAAUCGCAGGCUGGUAAAUUAAAAACAAAAUUGCAAAGUAUGAAAAUGCCAGAUAAACCAAAAAUGAAUAUGCCUGAACGCCCAAGAUUUAAGAUGCCUGAGCGUCCGAAAUUUACAUUACCUGAUAGACCCAAGUUUACUUUGCCCGAUAAAAGGAAAUUUAGCCUACCGGACCGCCCAAAGUUCAAAAAGAUAAACUUGUCUGAAAAAUUAUCCUUUGGAGAUAAAAAGAAAUUUACUCUACCGGAAAGACCAAAAUUCAGUGUGCCUGAUUUUCCUAAAUUUAAAAUGCCCGACAAAACAAAAAUUAAUUUUCCAAGCUUAGGGAGAAGAAAGUCAAGUAAGCCGGAAGCAUCGAUUACUGGUUCAACUCCAGAUGUAAGAAAUACACCUCCAGUUGAAUUUGAGGCUAAAACAUAUCCUAGAUUAUUUAACAGAAAAAAUAAAAAGGAAUUACCUAAAACCUCAUCAUCUCCUAAUUUAGAUAGAGAAGAAACCCCACCUGCUACUUUUACAUUUACUCGAAUGAAAAAACAACCAAAACAAGUUGCAUCUUAUAUUCCAGACAGCCCUAGUGAACCACGAGAAUAUGGCACCACUGACAGUUUUGAUGCAGAUGUUGAUGAAAGACGACAGUUUGAAACCACAUACGACUUUGACAAAUUAGAUUCUCAGUAUAUUCAAGAUGAAAGGCAAAUAUCGUACUUAAACGAAAAUGACGCAGGAUUAUCGCCAGAACAACAUUCACCGGUAAAAGAAGAAUACUCUCAUGUUAUAAACGAAAUAAACAACGACGAAUUUUUCGUACGACCGCGAGGGAUAUCUCGUGAAAAUAUUCAAGUAAGAGAAUACUUGAGUGACGAAAUACGACAAGCUUUCAAAAUUCCAAAAAAUGCGCUAGCUUUGAUGGGAAGUAAUUCCGGCGUUAACAAUAAAAAUAUAUAUGCCAAUGAACCAGAAGCUGACCCGGAGCUUAUGCUAGAUGAUGAUAUGCGCUAUUCAUCGGAGGACUUAAACGAAAGAGAUGACGGCUAUUACACAUUCCCACCCGUACGUCCGUCACGAGCCAAACGCAAGAAAAAGGAAGAAGAUAUCGAUACAGUUCAGUAUAUUGACGAGCACAUGACAAAUGACUUGCAAUUCAGUGAAAUCGACUUAGGUAUAUCUGGUGAUCAGGAACAACUUCAUUUAAAUAACAAUGUGCAGACCAAUCAGCCGAUUGAAAUGGACACUAAACAUAGCUUCGGUCCUUCUAAUGAGUUACGUUCUAUUCACGAAUAUGCCAAUGAUGACGUGAUACAAUAUCCGGAGGAUAUACCAGUCCAGUCACAAACUUUGCCAAAGCCACCUCAACGAAAAAAGAAAUUCGGCAAGCGGGACUUAAGACAUUCAUCGCUGAAUGAUUUUAAAGAUAUCCCAGCAUCCGAUUUAUGGGAAGAGUCCCCUGUGCAAAAUGAAGACAUAAUCGUGUAUAGAACCGAACAUGAAUACAUCGUUCCUCAAACUGAGACCACAGCAAGUGACCGCAGCCCGCUACCGCCGCGACGUAACCGCUCGCGGAGUUCGCGGGGCACAUCUCUCUGUGACGAUGAUCGGACAUCUCACGGAGCAGAAUCAUUAACAAUGGACACACAUGCGCUUCCCGCUGAUUAUAUCGAAUCUGAUAAGCAUGCUCGCCAUGAAAGUCCAGGCUACGCUACCGUUGAUAAAAGCGCUUAUGCGCCAAAUAAAGGUGUUCGGCGCUCCAAAAGUAAAACUCCACCUGUGAGACGUCGUAAAAGUCAUAGUUCGGAGAGAAAAUAUUACACUGUUCAACCAGUAAGUAAAAGCUUACCUGAUCGUCCACCACGGAAGAAAUCCUCAACGAGCCUUAUGACUUUGGACAGCUUUUCUAAGCGUUCAGUCAGCGGCGAUUUGACACAGUAUGUCGAAAUUGAUGAACCACAAAUUGAUGAAGUUCACAAAGAUUUAAUCUCUGGUGAAGUAGUAAAUAAAAUGAAAGAUAGACCGCUACCACCACCGCCAAGGCCACCUAGGGGGCCAAAACGAAGAAAAAGUGAUAGAAACAGUUUUGAAGAUCGAUGUGACGUUAAUGUUGGAGCAGAAUCUAUGACACAUGCUGAUAAGGGUAUGAAAAUGGAUGAUGUCGUAGAGAUAGAGGUAUCAACUCAAACAGAUCCCCUUCCAGAUGAUAUUGACUUUGAAUUAGGGAUGGAAGAAAAUCUGGAUUUUUCGAUGUCAAGUUCCCUGAGAGAUAUUGUGAAUGAAGAGCCUUACAGAAGUAAAUCACAUAGCAAAAUAGGUGAAAGCCCUAGAAUUUCCCGGCCAACAUCGAGGUCUGAAAAAUCGUUCAAAUUAUCAGAUCCAAAAAUUUCAGAACUAUCAAAAUUCAACAUAGGCCGCACGUCUCCUACAGUAAUUUUGGUAGAAAGGCGCGUUUCAAGUCCAACAAGGAUAAAUGAACGAGACGAAAUGUUAACUGAAGCGUCCCUGACAGUACAACAUAUUGACAUCGAUGAAGCCCAUAUUCCCGACGUACCUCCGCUUCCAAGGCCAAAAAGUGUGACAAGCAUUAGUCCCACCUAUCGUAAAACUGUUCCUUCUAGUGAUGAUCAAGCUCUUGAAAGGGUCACUGAAGCAAGUAGGGAUGUCCAACUGGAUAACCUAGUAACGCAAAGAUUACAAGUGCGAGAUUUAGAUGUGGGGCGACUUAAUGUUUCAGAAUUACAAGCUAGUAAGAUUUUAGUAUCCGAUAUAGAAGGUAUGACAUUACAAGUAACUGAGUUAGAUUCAAAAUCAGGCCACAUCUCGGUCAGUGGUAUUGAAUUUUCACAAUCUGUAAUUGAUGAAAUAGUUAAGAAAUUUGCAGAAAUAUCAACAAGUGCAAGCGUACCACAAGCAGCGCAUGAAUUACCAAGACCAAUGAGCAGAGAGGAACAAACACAAACCGAUCAAUCACCCUCUACUGUUCAGGCUUCGCCGCCACCACCGCCUCCAAAACAUUAUAUUGAAGAAGAAGCGUCUGCACCUCCACAGAGACCCCCACCCCCAGAUUUAACUCCACUUUUAUAUUCUUAUCUUCAAGAUAUGACAAUGCCUCCAGCCACUUAUUACCAUAGGCCAACUGCUAUGAGAGACAGACCCUUUACCGAAUUUCACGAUGCUCAACAUCAAUCGCCUGCGCCACCGACUCGGCGCGCGAAGCGUAGGCCUACUGCCCCGCAUUCAGAGUCGAGCUCUGACGAAGCCCUGACACGCCCGUCACCAAGGCGCAUGCCUGCUCCAGUAAGACCACAUGAACCGACAAUAACUGAAGCGGGAGCCAAUUUUCUACGUGUUUGUCACAACUCUAUUUCGAGAACUAUAAGAAGCAUAUUUAAUUCCUUUGUCUCGUACAUUAGCGGUACUGAAGAUAAGAAGGAUGUGCAAAUGGCGCUAGUCAUAUUUUUGGUAUUGAUUGCUGGUUUGAUAAUGUUCGGUCUUAGCGAUAGUCGCACGAUUCAUCACCACCACUGGGAGUUUUUCAAUCCUCCUGACGGCAAACAAUGAUUAACCAACUGAACUUAAUUACUUAUUACUAGGCAGAUAUUAUAAUUAUAAGAUUAUAACUUAAGUAAAGUCGUAGCAUUUCAUUCAAAUCAGACUUUCCACUACUUACUCAACCGAAUGUUUAAGCGUUAUUUAUGUAUUUAUUUUAGUAAUAACGAUCAAUUUAAUUUUGUAUAACUCAGGUUACUACGUUUCCUAUUACGACACAGCAGCCUAAAAUGUUUGAUAAUAGAUCUGGAAAAACGAAUUUAUAAAAAACUCAAUGUUAACUAAUAUUGCCUACAUCGAGCCGACUUAAUACAGUCACUAUCAACGUCUGGGCCCUGAGGAAAUAGGGGGUUUAAAUAAUAAGUAUUAUUUGUCUGUAUAAUAAUAACUAAAAAAUAUUUUUUUACUAACUAAGGCAAACGGCACAUGAACUAUAAUUUAUUUUAGGGACCUACUUUUUAAACUUUCCAGGUAUUGACAGGAAUUUCCUUCUUUCGUUAUUUGAUAGACCGACUAGACCGUAGUGACUAGUAAGUACCGUGCCAUAUAAAAAUUAUAUAAAAUCAUGUACUCGUACAAUUAACCAGUAUAAAAGUUUCGCUGGAAGUGUAAACACAAAAAAUUAAAUUGUUUUCACUGGAAUGGAUUAUUCAAUUGAAUACAUAAUUGCAAUAAAUUUUCGUCUAAGAGUCCACAGUUGCUUAUCGAUGUAAAAGUAGUGUGUCAGCUGAUGUUAAUGCAUUUGUAAAGUUCGUUUUUGAUGUGUAUUUGUAGAAAAACAAUAAAGUUUUUAAAA
This is a messenger RNA of Cydia strobilella, 6108 nucleotides long. RefSeq lists its product as uncharacterized. The transcript is spliced from 4 exons. Lineage: Eukaryota; Metazoa; Arthropoda; Insecta; Lepidoptera; Tortricidae. The coding region runs from base 99 to 5324 and encodes 1741 amino acids. The record is from RefSeq and is a predicted model, not a curated record.